CUUGUUUAUCUCAAUAAAUAUGUAGCACCAUCUCAACACCCAACCUGCAGAUCCAUGAUCAACUCUCGCUUAACUCCUCUUCCACCACGUAUUCACACACAUAUAAACGAGAGACUCGAACGCCUCACCAAAAUCCCCCCCCCACUCCCGAUACCCAACAAAACCGCCAUACAACAGCUAGACCGCGAUCUUACAUCCGCUCUACAGGACGCUCUUGAUACAAGCGUCACGUGCUCAAAAACACGACCGAGAGAUCGAAAGUGCUUUUGGAAUGUUGGUCUCCUAUCAAAAGCAGAGCAACGCGAAGCCGCAUAUCGACGCUGGCGCAACUCACCCGAUAACCUGGUAGUACAGUACGCGCACAGUAUACUACUAUAUGCGAAUCAUUUACAUACUGAAGAAGUCAGACGCACAUGCAAACGUACAUACCUGGUUAGCAUUCUCUAUCAAGCUCGGUAAUGCACACUGUCAGUGAAGCGAACACAAUCAUCAAGCGUAUGCGACGAAACCAACGUGAGAAUCAUUCGUUCUCGCACCCAGAGGGCUCACAGUGCAGGCCGUGCAAGUGAUGGCAGCUCCUCUAUCACAAGUCUUUAGUGGUGAAACGCUUAUCAUGGGGAGAUGCGCUACAUUAUACCUCCCUCGCUACGGCCGAA
This is a messenger RNA of Zychaea mexicana, 656 nucleotides long. RefSeq lists its product as uncharacterized. The coding region runs from base 55 to 459 and encodes 134 amino acids. The record is from RefSeq and is a predicted model, not a curated record. The transcript has a single exon. NCBI's taxonomy places the organism in Eukaryota, Fungi, Mucoromycota, Mucoromycetes, Mucorales, Lichtheimiaceae.